UAUUGAAAUCUAAUCACUUGAUUAAGUUUUUAAGUGCUUUAAGUCGUAUUCAAAACAUAAAUAUCAUAAUAAUUGAAUUCGCCGGAUAAAUUUAUUUAUACAAUUUGACCAACUUAAAUUCGAUAGUUUGUGUGUAUAUGUCAUUCACGCCACGUCCAAAAAGUUAAAUUCGUGUGUUAUUUCGAUAACGAAAAAUGAUUACGGCAUUAAAUGCAAUCGAUACCGGCCAUGAAGAUAUGAUUCAUGAUGCCGAAAUGGAUUAUUAUGGAUUACGAUUAGCCACGUGUUCUUCCGACCAUUCUGUAAAAAUAUACGAUGUUAAAGGUGGUACACAAUCGCUGGUGGCUGAUUUGAAAGGGCAUGUUGGUCCUGUUUGGCAAGUAGCAUGGGCCCAUCCGAAAUUUGGUAAUAUUCUGGCGUCAUGUUCAUACGAUCGUAAAGUGAUUAUUUGGAAAGAGAAUCGAGAAUGGGUGAAAUUAUAUGAAUAUUGUAAUCAUGAUUCGUCCGUGAAUUCCAUUGCAUGGGCUCCCAUGGAAUAUGGUUUAAUAUUGGCGUGUGGCAGUUCAGAUGGUUCCAUUUCAUUUGCAACAUACAAUUCAGAAACGGAUUCGUGGGAUUCGAAGAAAGUGUCAAAUGCUCAUACGGUUGGAUGUAAUGCGGUUAGUUGGUGUCCGGCAAAUGGUUCCGAAACAGUUUUUGAUAAUUCACAACCGACAACGGUGAAACGUUUAGUUUCUGGUGGUUGUGAUAAUUUAGUGAAAAUUUGGAAAGAAGAUAACGAUCGUUGGAUUGAAGAAACUAAAUUAGAAAUGCAUUCUGAUUGGGUUCGUGAUGUUGCUUGGGCACCGUCUAUCGGUCCUAAAAACUCGAUGAUCGCAAGUUGUUCACAAGAUCGUCGUGUAUUCAUUUGGACGAGUAAUGAUAAUGUCACUUGGUCGCCAACUGUGUUGCAUACCUUCGACGAUGUUGUAUGGAAUGUUAGUUGGUCGUUGAUGGGUGGCAUUCUAGCUGUAUCCGGUGGUGAUAAUAAAGUCAGUUUAUGGAAAGAAAAUUUGGAUGGACAUUGGCAGUGUAUUAGUGAAGUUAGUAAAGGGCAAGGUCAAAUGGCGGGCAGUGAGCAAAGGGCUUUGUAAAUUUUGUAAAAAAAAAUGAAAUCUGAGCUAUAUGAGAUGUUAAUUCUUUUAUUUUGUUU
Chrysoperla carnea is the source of this 1192-nucleotide messenger RNA. It is a transcript of the gene Sec13, whose product is annotated as protein SEC13 homolog. The record is from RefSeq and is a predicted model, not a curated record. Gene Ontology annotation, molecular function: protein binding; structural molecule activity. Lineage: Eukaryota; Metazoa; Arthropoda; Insecta; Neuroptera; Chrysopidae. Bases 195 to 1133 code for a protein of 312 amino acids. The transcript is spliced from 2 exons. Gene Ontology annotation, cellular component: nuclear pore outer ring; COPII vesicle coat. Gene Ontology annotation, biological process: COPII-coated vesicle budding; protein import into nucleus; positive regulation of TOR signaling.